Molecule: messenger RNA, 1653 nt
Organism: Ornithodoros turicata
Lineage: Eukaryota; Metazoa; Arthropoda; Arachnida; Ixodida; Argasidae
Exons: 1
Coding region: 1-1653 (550 amino acids)
Biological process (GO): DNA integration
Molecular function (GO): nucleic acid binding
Source: RefSeq, a predicted model, not a curated record
AUGCCACUACUCUCUCCGCUGCGUACGAAGUUCUGGACAGACUCCACCGUCGCACUCCACUGGAUCACAAGCGCACAGUCCCGGACACCCGUCUUCGUUCAAAACCGUGUGAACGAAAUUCGCCGGUCGACAACAGACUCCGCAUGGCACCAUUGUAAGAGCCGGGACAACCCAGCAGAUCUUCUAACUCGCGGGAUUUCUGCUCAUCGCCUACAGAACGAGUCUCUCUGGUGGCAUGGAGCUCCAUGGUUGUCUCAGCCCCGCGGUAACUGGCAUUCCGAGUGGUCCGAUCAUCCUCCGUCGCCACCACCGAGCACUGAGGACGCUCCUCUACCAUCAAUGUGCAACGCUGCGUCAGCAGUACGUCCUCCGCCUGUGUUCAGCUUAGAUCGUUACGGCACUCUCAGCCAAAUGCUUCGAGUCACUGCAUGGGUUGCCAGGUUCAUCAAGAACGCCCAUCCCAGAAAAUCACACAACGGCGACCCGUUAACUGCAUCCGAGAUCGCCGAAGCGGAGCUAUACUGGAUUCGGCAAGUCCAAGAGGCAGUCUUUCACGAAACCCUCGCACUUCUUCGUCGUGCCGAUCCACUGCCCCGCUCCUCACGACUCGCGGCACUGCGGCCUUUCCUGGACAGCGACCAGAUCCUGCGUGUCGGGGGUCGACUAGCUGAGCUUCUUGACUCAGACAGCUUGAAACAUCCUAUCAUCUUACCAAACACGCACCUGUUCACGCAUCACACCGUGAUGCACACACAUGUACGCUUGUGCCACGCAGGGGUCCAGACGACGCUGCUUGACCUGCGCAGUCGCUUUUGGAUCCUGAAGGGGCGUCAGUCAGUGAAGGGUGUCGUCGCUAGGUGCCUCGUAUGCCGCCGCAUGAAGCUUCGACCAGAGCACGCUCCAUUCGCUCCACUUCCGCGUGACCGUAUAGCCGAGUCCGGACCAUUCCAUGUCAUCGGCGUGGAUUUCUGUGGCCUCCUUUAUGUCAAGCAGGGUCCGACUGUCACGAAGAGUUACGUCGCACUUUUUACGUGCGCCGUCACACGAGCCGUCCACCUGGAACUUGUUAGCGACAUGACCACUUCCUCGUUCCUGCUCGCCUUUCGGCGCUUCAUCGCGCGACGCGGCGUUCCAUCCGUAGUCUAUUCGGACAACGCCCGGACCUUCCAAAGAUGCGCCGGUAUCCUCGCUCUCCUGCCCGCCGAGGAUGUGCAAAACUUUGCCGCCAGCCUUCGCAUCACCUGGAAGUUCAAUGUUCCCUACGCACCUUGGUGGGGCGGGUGGUGGGAGCGGAUGAUUCGGACCAUGAAAAGCGCACUGAAGGUCUCACUUGGACGAACGCGUCAGACUUUUGAAGGGCUCACCACGUUGCUCCACGAAAUUGAAGCGGUGAUAAAUAGUAGGCCGCUAACCGGUGUGAGUUCUGAUCCCAACGAAGGGCCACCAAUUACGCCCUCGCACUUCUUAACCGGCGGCAGAUCAAUCCAGCUCCCGGCAUCCCCAGAAGAGGAGCAGGUUGGGACGACGACGCUGCACAGGCUCAGGGAAGAGCAGCUGCAAGCUCUCGCGAUGUUUUGGCGGCGGUGGAAGAGAGAGUACCUCCUCCAGCUGCGCUCCGCCCACGAAAGUUCCGCGGUGACCCAACGGCGUUGA